Molecule: messenger RNA, 438 nt
Organism: Eimeria tenella
Lineage: Eukaryota; Apicomplexa; Conoidasida; Eucoccidiorida; Eimeriidae
Exons: 1
Source: RefSeq, a predicted model, not a curated record
GGGGAGGGGGGGGGGCCCCAUGGGGAGGGGGGCCCUUCUGUUGCAGGGGAAGCUGGGGAGCCCCCAGUGGCCAGGGGGGCCCCCUCGCAGGGGACCCCGGGGGUCUCCGGGGGCCCCGGUUUGGGCGCUGGGCGUGCUGCUGCUGCUGCUGCUGCUGCAGAUGUGGGGUUUGAGGUGUACAGACACCAGGAAGUUGCUGCUGCGCUGCUCCCAGCGCUGGUGCUGCGCGAAAAGCUGCGGGUAGUGGCUAGAGAGUUGGGGGCCCUAAAGGGGGCCCCCAAAACCCCGGAAGAGGCUUUUGAAAGUACCCAGUUUUGCGGGAAAGGGGGGCCCCCGGGGCCCCUCAGGGGGCCCCUCUUCUCCAGUGCCCAGUUGCUGCUGCCGCCACUCAAACGCGUAAGUCCCAAGGGGGCCCCUCGGGGGCACCUAACGUCCUAG